This is a messenger RNA of Prunus mume (Japanese apricot), 555 nucleotides long. NCBI's taxonomy places the organism in Eukaryota, Viridiplantae, Streptophyta, Magnoliopsida, Rosales, Rosaceae. The record is from RefSeq and is a predicted model, not a curated record.
AUGAAAGUAAACUUGUGCGGAUACUCCGUGGCCAAGAUAGCCCAGAUCUACCAUUACCUGAUGGUCACUGCUGAAGCUGCAACUGAGCUUUUGGACCUUAUUGCUGGGUUGAAUGCUGCCCUAUUUUCAACUGCAUCGGAAGCAAACGUAGAGAUCAGGCGCCUACGGCAAGAGAUUGAGAAAUUGAAGAACACCUCGGGAACAACCAUUGCGAGUUCGGGUCUUAUUCAAGACGUCGUAGAUGAUGAUGUAGAACAUGAGUUUCGCAAAAAAUUUAAACAUGACAUAGGUAGAAAAGGAAAGACCAAACUUGUGAUACAAGAAGAGCAUGAAGAAGACGAGGAAGAGGAAGAAGAAGAGGAAGAUGAAGAUGAAGAGGGAGAUGACGAGGAAGUUUGGAUCGAAGACGGGGAUGAGGAUGAGGAUGAGGAUGCGGAUGAGGACGGGGCCGCACCUAAGGGUAAUCCGGAUGCAGAACAACACUCCACAGACCAAAAACGCAAAGGUGAGAAAAGUCUUCGUUCAUGUACAACAAAGAGAAAGAAAACCAUGUAA